This is a messenger RNA of Purpureocillium lilacinum, 1740 nucleotides long. RefSeq lists its product as uncharacterized. Gene Ontology annotation, molecular function: transmembrane transporter activity. Gene Ontology annotation, biological process: transmembrane transport. Lineage: Eukaryota; Fungi; Ascomycota; Sordariomycetes; Hypocreales; Ophiocordycipitaceae. The record is from RefSeq and is a predicted model, not a curated record.
AUGCCAUCGAUAUCCAAGUUUCUGCCGUUUGCGCCCUCGACGACGACGACGCAGGCGGUCACGUACCUGCUCGGCAUCUCGCUCUUCUCCAUCUCCUUCCUCGUCUUCCUCAACAGCUCCGUCUCCUUCGUCAUCACCGACCUGAUCGGCCAGAAGAAGGGCGUCGGCGAUGUCGUGGGCACGCUGGGCUUCGCGGACGAGCUCGUCGCCCUGGUAGCCUGCCCGGCAUGGGGGCUCGUGUCGGACCGCCUGGGCGUGCGAUGGGUCGCCGUCAUCGGCUACACCAUCAUCGGCGUUGCGCUGGCCGUCUUCGUCCAGGCCAAGAACGUGUAUCCCCAAUUGCUGCUCGCGCGCAUCUUUUUCGCCCUGGGGGCGUCGGCGGCAGCCACAAUGGUGACGGCCAUUCUGCCCUCCCUGACCGACGAAGCGGACGACUUGUCGAGCACGGCGGCACUGGCCCGGGCCAAGCUGAAUCCGCGGCUCAGCGCCGCCUUCUCGGUGGAGUCCGAGGUCACCAUAACGCCCGAGCGAUACACGAGGACCCUGUCAAGCGAACGACUCCAAGGCGCAAAUGGGAAGGAUGCCGCCGCCAAGGCGGGCAAGCCGUCGGCGCUCGCCGGCUUCGUGGGCCUGUUCACGGGCUGCGGCGCCCUGGUAGCCCUGUCCCUGUUCUUGCCGCUGCCCGCCCGCUUCGGCGAGAUUGACGGCGUGACUCCCGGUGAGGCCGUCUCGUACAGCUUCUACGUCGUCGGCGCCGUGUCUUUGGCUGUCGCCGUUUUCGUCUUUAUUGGCCUGCGCAAUUUGCAGGGCGAGGAAGGCAAGGGAUGGAAGGUGCUGUUGGGCAUCAAGGACCGGGGAGAUGCCUUUGAGAGGCUCGAAAUGGACCGUCAUCAGGAAUCGAGCAAACAGCGAGUUAUUCCGUAUCUUCAUCUUAUGAAGGACUCGGUGCUGCUUGGCUUCACUGACUCGCGCAUUGCUCUCGGCUACAUCGGGGGCUUCGUUGCGAGGGCGUCCACCGUUGCCAUCUCACUCUUCAUCCCACUCUUCGUCAACACAUACUUUAUUAGCAAUGGCUAUUGCCAGGGAUCGCCAAACGACCCGUCGCCCGAGCUCAAGAAAGAGUGUCGGGCGGCAUACGUCCUUUCAUCCAUUUUGACUGGCGUCGCGCAGCUCAUGGGCCUGCUGUGCGCGCCGCUCUUUGGGUACCUCUCUGGUCGAACCGGCCGGGUCAACUACCCCAUCGUUGUGGCGACCGUGUUUGGCAUGAUUGGCUAUCUGAUCCUGCCGCACCUCUCCAGCCCGGAGAUUAAGAACGUGGAGGGCAGAGGGGGGACGCCAGCCAUCUUCGUCGUCGUCGCGCUGAUUGGCAUCAGCCAGAUCGGCGCCAUAGUAUGCAGCCUUGGAUCGCUCGGGCAGGGCGUCCUGGCUGCCGAGCUGCCGAGGCAAAUCCGGCGCGAGCCGUCGCUGGCCCCGGAGGAGGACGAGUCGGCCGAGUCGGAGCCGCUGAUCCGGCUGUCCACGGCGGGGGACUCGGCGUCGAGGGUGCGCCUCAAGGGAUCCAUCGCGGGCGUGUACUCGCUAUGCGGCGGCGCGGCGAUUCUGAUUCUCACAAAACUCGGGGGCUUCCUGUUCGACAGGGUGUCGACGGGGGCUCCGUUCUACAUGAUGGCGGCUUUCAACGGCGUGCUGCUGGUGGCGAGCCUGUUCAUGGACGCCGCGCAGACGUUUGCGAGGGUGUGA